Messenger RNA from Caretta caretta (loggerhead turtle), 1976 nucleotides. RefSeq names its product checkpoint kinase 1 (gene CHEK1). Gene Ontology annotation, biological process: protein phosphorylation; mitotic G2 DNA damage checkpoint signaling. Gene Ontology annotation, molecular function: protein serine/threonine kinase activity; ATP binding. Gene Ontology annotation, cellular component: cytoplasm; nucleus; site of double-strand break. Lineage: Eukaryota; Metazoa; Chordata; Testudines; Cheloniidae. The record is from RefSeq and is a predicted model, not a curated record.
CCGCGGACCGCCAUGGCCGUGCCCUUCGUGGAGGACUGGGACCUGGUGCAGACCCUGGGCGAGGGCGCCUACGGAGAGUCCAUCACAUCAUGUCAACUUGUGCUUCCCUGUACAGAGAGGUGCUUUAACCAAAGGACUGGGAGCCCCUUUCUAGCUCUGGAGUUCAGCUUGCUGUGAACAGACGCACAGAAGAAGCUGUUGCAGUAAAAAUAGUUGACAUGAAACGUGCUGUGGACUGUCCAGAGAACAUAAAAAAAGAGAUCUGCAUUAAUAAGAUGUUAAAUCAUGAGAACAUUGUGAAGUUCUAUGGACAUCGUAGAGAAGGCAGUAUUCAGUACCUCUUCCUCGAGUACUGCAGCGGGGGAGAGCUCUUUGACCGAAUAGAGCCUGAUAUAGGAAUGCCUGAACCAGAUGCACAGAAGUUUUUCCAUCAGCUUAUGGCUGGCGUGGUAUAUCUUCACAGUAUAGGAAUAACUCACAGGGAUAUUAAGCCUGAGAAUCUACUACUAGAUGAAAGAGAUAAUCUCAAAAUCUCUGACUUUGGUUUAGCGACUGUAUUUAAACACAAUGGUCGUGAGCGUCUGUUAAACAAGAUGUGUGGCACUCUCCCAUAUGUUGCCCCAGAACUGUUAAAGAGAAAAGAAUUCCAUGCAGAGCCAGUUGACGUUUGGUCAUGUGGGAUAGUACUUACUGCUAUGUUGGCAGGAGAAUUGCCAUGGGACCAGCCUAGCGACAGUUGUCAAGAAUACUGUGACUGGAAGGAAAAGAAAACAUACCUUCCACCUUGGAAGAAGAUUGAUUCUGCACCAUUAGCUUUGCUCCACAAAAUACUAACUGAGAGCCCCACGGCAAGGGUUACCAUUGCAGACAUUAAAAAGGACAGAUGGUACAACAAACCUAUGAAAAAAGGUGUAAAGCGGGCUCGUGUCUCCUCAGGGGGCCUUUCAGACUCACCAGGUGGCUUUUCUAAGCACAUUCGGUCUGAUAUGGACUUUUCGCCGAUGAAAAGUGCACACAGUGAGGAAAAAGUGAGCUACUCCACUUCUCAGCCAGAACCUCGCACUGGCAUUUCCUUGUGGGACAGCAGUCCAACCAAUAUCAACAAACUAGUGCAAGGGAUCAGCUUCUCCCAGCCAGCAUGCCCUGAGCACAUGCUAGUUAACAGUCAGUUACUUGGCACCCCAGGCUCAUCACAGAACCCAUGGCAACGCUUAGUGAAGAGGAUGACCCGUUUCUUUACAAAGCUGGAUGCUGACCGCUCCUAUAAUAGUUUGAAGGAGGUUUGUGAGAAGAUGGGCUAUGUCUGGAAGAAAAGCUGCACAAACCAGGUCACUAUAUCAACUACUGACAGAAGGAAUAAUAAACUGAUUUUCAAGGUGAACCUGGUAGAAAUGGAGGACAAGAUUUUGGUGGAUUUCCGCCUGUCUAAGGGUGAUGGGUUGGAGUUCAAGAGGCACUUCCUGAAGAUUAAAGGGAAACUGAAUGAUAUUGUCAGCACCCAGAAAGUAUGGCUUCCUGCCACAUGAUCCAGCUGCUGUUGGGAGGUGGAGUGAAUUGGAUGCUGCUACACUGAUCUGAUUUUUUUUUAUUCCGCAUCAACAAAUACUUGUGGGUGCCAGUAUCUGAGAGUCACUUGCGAUGGAAACCCAUUUGUUUAGGGAUCCGUCUUGACCCCAGGACAUUUCCUCAGAGGACAGACUUAGUAAAUACAUGUCCAGAUGAAUUUGGGAUAAUGAUCAUGAAAGUGUUCCUGACUGUAGUAAGUUAGCUGGUGGCAUGCCUUCCUAUUGCUAGCUACUGGCAUGAGGAUUUUUUUCUUCUGCUCAGUCAGAAAACCCUGUCAUUGGGAUGCUUUGUGCUUCUGUGGGAGCCAACCUGACUGUUCCACUGAUUUACGGAGCGUAUGCCUCCUGCCCCAAGGUUGUUGCAGCCACUGACUGAUGCAGACUUAGGGUUGGGGGGGGGGGGGGGGGGGG